This is a messenger RNA of Trypanosoma conorhini, 606 nucleotides long. Its product is annotated as putative transmembrane transport protein. The transcript has a single exon. NCBI's taxonomy places the organism in Eukaryota, Euglenozoa, Kinetoplastea, Trypanosomatida, Trypanosomatidae. The record is from RefSeq and is a predicted model, not a curated record. Bases 1 to 606 code for a protein of 201 amino acids.
AUGUCGCAGAAACUGAAUGCCAACGCGAAGGAGUGGCGGCCGGCGGGCGAGCUUGCAUCCUUCAGGCUUCCCGCCUCCACGAGUGAGAAGGAUGGCAAAGCCGCAGCGGACGACGUCGCCGCAGCCGCCGACGACACCAACAAUGGCGCCACCGCGCCGUCGUUACUGCCGGAAGACCAGCAGGAGCAACAACAAGGAGAGGAGCAGCAGCAGCAGCAGCGGCAGCAGAUGCGGACGCUUGGCGCCGUCACGGAGUCGCCGGCGUACUACCCUUCCUUCACGCGGGCGGGGCCGUCGGCGCUCGUGGCUGGUGGCCCCGCAGUGGAGCUGGAGGGGGUGAACUGGGCGGAGGAGUUCGAGCGCGUCAUGGCUCUCACGAAGGAGCUAAUUGAGCGGCAGCUGAGCAGUGAGAAGGGCGCUGCUGCCGCCGGCGCCAGGCCGGAGGGCGGCCACGCGGGCCACCCCAAGCCGCUUCGCAACCCCAGCCUCGAGCAGACGCCGCCGCAAAAAGUCACAGGGCGUAGUUGCGGCCACGGACGCCAGUCGGUACCCUGCGCUGCCGGGCACAGACGAAGUGCGUCCACUAGUGAGCGGCAAGUGGGUUAA